This is a messenger RNA of Sclerotinia borealis F-4128, 393 nucleotides long. NCBI's taxonomy places the organism in Eukaryota, Fungi, Ascomycota, Leotiomycetes, Helotiales, Sclerotiniaceae. The record is from the annotation of a GenBank genome assembly.
AUGGUUCAACUAUCCAUGAUCGCCAUCGUCCUUACCUCCGCUCUCUCCAGCCUAGUCGCUGCUAAGAGCUGCAAAAGGGGUGGCAUCUACUGCGGUACCGACUUGCUCAGAAGAGGUGACUAUAUCACCAAGAUCAACACCAAUCUUCGUGCGCGUAACCUACCCACCUCGGACAUCUACGUCAAGCAAUCGCUUUGGGCUUGCGUUGAACAUGGCGAUAUUCAAUUAAUCCAAUUCUGUGCCUCAGGUUGCAUUGGUGGGGAUAGCAAGGAUGAUUAUUGUACGGGAAGUUCGAAGCCGGCUGGUAAGAGAGAUGAGAUUGAGGAUGAUGAUGAUGAUGAUGUCGAGGUUGAUUUUGUUGAGAGGGAUGUUCCUGUGGAGUGGGUGGCUUGA